Molecule: messenger RNA, 477 nt
Organism: Penicillium oxalicum
Lineage: Eukaryota; Fungi; Ascomycota; Eurotiomycetes; Eurotiales; Aspergillaceae
Product: 40S ribosomal protein uS4
Exons: 4
Coding region: 1-477 (158 amino acids)
Biological process (GO): positive regulation of translational fidelity; translation
Cellular component (GO): cytosolic small ribosomal subunit
Molecular function (GO): structural constituent of ribosome; rRNA binding
Source: RefSeq, a predicted model, not a curated record
AUGGGUGCUCGUCCAGUUCCUGAUGCCGAGCUUAAACUCAUCGGCGAAUACGGUCUGAAGAAUAAGCGCGAGGUCUGGCGUGUUCAGUACACUCUAUCGAAGAUUCGUCGUGCCGCUCGAGUGCUACUCACUCUCGAUGAGAAAGACCCCAAACGUCUCUUCGAAGGCAACGCCCUCAUUCGCCGACUCGUUCGACAAGGCGUCUUGGACCAAUCUCGUAUGCGUCUCGAUUAUGUCUUGUCUCUGCGACCCGAGGACUUUCUUGAGCGUCGAUUGCAGACAGUCAUUUUCCGACUUGGGCUGGCUAGGUCUAUUCACCACGCUCGUGUGCUGAUCAGACAGAGACAUGUCAGAAGCAUAAUCGACUUUACGCUCAAUUCUCCCUACGGAGGAGGUCGCCCUGGUCGUGUUGCUCGGAAGAAGGCUCAGGUUGGGGCAGAAGACGGCGAAGGGGAACUCGACAUGAACGAAGAAUAA